Molecule: messenger RNA, 1815 nt
Organism: Trematomus bernacchii (emerald rockcod)
Lineage: Eukaryota; Metazoa; Chordata; Actinopteri; Perciformes; Nototheniidae
Product: double-stranded RNA-specific editase B2-like
Biological process (GO): RNA processing; adenosine to inosine editing
Cellular component (GO): nucleolus; cytoplasm
Molecular function (GO): tRNA-specific adenosine deaminase activity; double-stranded RNA adenosine deaminase activity; double-stranded RNA binding
Source: RefSeq, a predicted model, not a curated record
AGCAAGCCAAGAUGAGGGUUGCAGAACUUGCUCUUCGGUCUUUCAUCCAGUUUCAAAACGCCUCGCAGGCUCACGCCUCCAUGGGGAACUUUACCAGCACUCCUGUGGAUUUUACAGCCGAUAAACUGGACAUCCAUGACGCAUUCCUAAAAGAGUUUGAGCCAUCUUUGCUGGAAAACUGUCAACUCCGGCAGUGCAACACAGCAAAAAAGGAGGUUUUCUCCAGCAUAUAUAACUACAGACGAGUUGUCCGCCUUAAACUGGACUUCUCCUCAACUAAACCCAAAAGACAAGCCAUUAGCACCUCACUUUUAGAGCACCUCAGCCCAGUGGCGCUGCUCAACGAGCUGCGACCAGGACUCAGAUAUAUGUGCCUGACGGAGAGAGUUCAUGGCAGGCCGAUGAGGAGUUUUGUUAUGGUGGUCAGGGUGGAGGGGGGGGUGUUUGAAGGGUGUGGUCACAGUAAACGGAUGGCAAAAGCCCAGGCAGCAGCAGCCGCCCUGCAGUCCGUUUACAACAUCACUCUGGGACCGGAGAGGAAAGUGAUGGGUCUUAACGGCAGCAGAGCUAAACUUCAGCUACCUCAGGUCUUUGCAGAGUCCGUCUUCCACCUGGUGAGAGAGAAAUACUCCGAGCUGACGGACGUUUGUUCCUCUUCGUACGCCAAACACAAAGUGCUGGCAGGAGUCGUGAUGAGCAGAGGAUUUGACCUCAGGACAGCGCAGGUUGUGUCUCUGGCCACAGGGACUAAGUGUCUGGAUUUGGACAAUGACAGUGACCACAGAGAAACCCUCAGUGACUGCCACGCAGAAGUCAUGAGCCGCAGGGCGCUGGUUCGAUUCCUGUACGCUCAGCUGGAGCUGCUGCUCUGUAAACCAGCAGACUGUGAGGAACAAUCCAUUUUCGUACCAAAUGAAGUUGGCGGUGGCUUCCGGCUGCAGGACGGCGUUUUCUUCCACAUGUUCGUCAGCUCGUCGCCGUGCGGAGACGCUCGACUCAACUGCCCCUACGAGACCACGGCUGCAUAUCCCAGCAGGAGGUUUCACUGUCACCUCAGGGUGAAAGUGGACGGUGGAGAAGGGACGCUGCCAAUCACAGCAAGAAGAGCCAAUCAGAACAAUAUGGCAGCAUUUAAAUCACGCGUCACAAUGUCCUGCACAGACAAGAUGGCAAAGUGGAGUGUUGUUGGCCUGCAGGGGGCGCUCCUCUCUCACCUGGUGGAGCCAGUUUACCUGCACAGCGUCACCGUGGGAACGCUCAGCCACACGGGUCACCUGAGCCGAGCCUUUGCACACCGUCUCGCACCCGUCAAGCACCUACCCUUCCCUUACCGACGACAACAGCUGAUGCUCGGCUGUCUGAACAGCAGUGAUGUUCGGCCGUCAGGAAAGGCACCGAACGUCAGCGUUAAUUGGAGUCGUGGUGAUGGAGGCCUGGAGGAGAUCAGCAGCUCUACAGGACGGAGGAAAGACUCAGGGACGCCGUCUCGGCUCUGCAGGAGAAACAUGUUCGAACGCUGGCAGAGGAUUCAGCAACAGUUAAACGGUGCAGAGGCGACUCCAUGGACAUAUUCUGGUUCCAAGAUGGCGGCCGGACGUUACCAAAGGGCGAUGCAUCAGUUCACCAGCGCACUGCAGGGGGGAGGGCUGGGAACUUGGCUCAGAGAAACUCCAGAACUGGGUCACUUCAAUGUUAGUGUGUGAUAAACUGUGUGAAAAGACUGAAUAUUGAGGGUGCAGUACAUGUAUGAUUUUCUUUGUGACACACUGUAACACUAGUUAGAGCAGAAAGUUGGUUAUUUCCAGAGGUGGGAAG